CUUUACCGCCAUCGUGCGUGCGUGUUGACGACUGCACUGCCGCCGAAUGAGCCGAAUGAACUUCUAGACGGUCGUCGAACGACGAACGAGGAACGUGAACCGCAACCGAUUCUCACUUCUUGUUUGUGUUUCACAUUGUAAUAUCCGAAAUUUUCCAACACAAGUGACUAAUUAAUUAAGUGAUAUUCGUUUUAUUGAUUUCUGCACCAGAAAACUAGAAACAUUCUACCUGCGUUGGUGAUCAAUCGGCAAAAGUGUUUGUGUAUUGCUCGUGCGAGAAUCAUGGCUUAUCGGUUCCAAUAGACACAUUCCAGAAGCUCAGGAUACUUUACAAUUGAUUUUUCACCAGACAGAACAGGUAUUCAAUCGCAACCUUUCAAUAUUUUGUUAAGAGCCUUCAUAAACGUUGAUAACUCGCUGUAAAACUGGGGUAUAAGGAAGCAACUGGCACCAAAAUGGUGGACUACUACAGAGUCCUCGAGGUGCCAAAGAGUGCUACUACAGCUGAAAUUAAAAAAUCGUACAGAAAACUCGCUCUAAAAUGGCAUCCAGAUAAAAACAACGAUAACGUUGAUGAAGCUACAAAGAAAUUCAAAGAAAUCUCCGAGGCAUAUGAAGUUCUCUCAGACGAUUCGAAGAGAAAAAUUUACGAUGCUCGAGGUACUCGAAGUUCGACGACCAGAUCAUCGAGGAGUUACAGAAGCUAUUUCGAUCUCCACAACCCGUUUUCUCAACGUUACUUCGAUAAGAAGAGGCGAAUGUAUGAUCAAUACGGAAAAGACGGUCUGCUCAAUGGUGGAAGUCGAGGCCGGAGUCGUCAUGAGGAUGACUUCGACUUUGGCGGGUUUAGUUUCUUCAGCUUUAGAGAUCCUGAGGACGUAUUUAGAGAAUUUUUCGGAGCUAAUGAUGUUUACGACCUUUUAGCAGGAUUGAACGAUCCGCACCGAUCUGAACGCCAACGUCACCAUCACCGAGCCAACCGUCAUUCCCACCCUCAGAACCAGCUGAGCAAUCACAGUCUAUUCGCACCCUUCAGCCUCCUUGGAGGUGGUUUCAUGGAUGAUUUCUUCGGUCAGGCAGCGGGUGGUCAUCAUGGAGGUCAUAGAGGUUUCUCCUCUUUUAGUACAAUGAACAGUUCUUUCACUAACGGAGCUUCAGGAUUACCUAGCGGCGCUAACGUGAAACGCACCUCAACGUCCACUCGGUUCGUCAAUGGCAAGAAAAUCACUACUAAGAAGGUUUUUGAUAAUGGAAAAGAAACAGUGAUGUCUUACGAGAACGACGUGCUGAAAUCAAAGACUGUCAACGGCGUUCCUCAAAGCUUGACCUAUAGUUAAGCCGCCAGCUCCGUCAUCACUUCUAUUUGAUGCGAUUAGCUCUUAUAAUACUUACUAUCUACCCAGUAAAUAUUUAAUGAAAAUGAAAUAUAAUCAUUGUGAUUCUUGGUGUUAAAAUUUGUCGCAAAAGAAGGCCAGUAGCCAAACAAUAUUUCAGUGUCAAUAUACUUAAGGAUACUACUCUACUAUGGUUACAUUUUAUUUUUUUAUUACUUGUAUAUCUGCUCCUAUUAUAAUUCUGUUUUCAGAAUUUAGAUGGUAUCUUUUAAUAAGAUUCGUAUGGGUAGUGUUGAAGGAAAAGGGGGUGAUCAGUUUCUGUCGCAGUGUGCGUUUUUUUUCAGUUGGGUUACAAGCAGUAGUUGAUUAUGUUUUAUAUUAUAUUUUUGUUUUUUCAAGGGAAUUUGAUGUUUUUGUGAACACACAUUUUGGUAUUCGUUAUUAAGCCAAUGUUCGAUAAGAUUUUAUUAGUGGCGUUCAAAACGUGUGGGAAGUGCAAAAUAUUGACGUGAUGCAAGCAAUUCGAUUGAUAUCAUUUUUCGCACUUCUAAAUGUUACGAGCUAAUUUUUCUUUAAUUAAAAAAAUUGUAAAGAUUGGUUGGCUAGAUGCUUUUUCAGCUUCUGGGUAAUAAGGUCAUUGUGGAAGGCUGUUCCCCCUUUAUAAUCGGGCGUAAAAUGAGUUUCUGUUUGCAAAGUUAUUCUAGACGAACCCCAAAACGGAGUUUAGUUUGUAUUUCAUAUGAUUUGGUGAGGUGUAUGCUACACAUCUAUGCUCAGUUAAUCUAAAAUGUCUCAAUUGUAUUUUAACAUAUUAUUUACGCAAGACUGCUAAUUUUAAAAACGAGCUUACUAAUUGAAGUAACUGAAGUGAAAAUCACACGACUUUCAGGAGCCGUCAUAUUAGGCAUUACAUUUUUAGGAUAGUUCACAUUUUACUAGAAUUAAAUAGUUUAAUUUUAUAUUGUAACUGUUGCGUUUUUUUUUUCUUGUCACAUUUAAUUAGCAUUAGGAAUUGAAAUUACCUUCUCCUCGCACACAGUGAUGUACAUGUUAAGCUUACAGUUGUGUGCAUGUACAGAUACUUAAUGGUAAUUAAUAAAACUAUGUAUUAAA
Molecule: messenger RNA, 2447 nt
Organism: Dendroctonus ponderosae (mountain pine beetle)
Lineage: Eukaryota; Metazoa; Arthropoda; Insecta; Coleoptera; Curculionidae
Gene: mrj
Product: dnaJ homolog subfamily B member 6
Exons: 8
Coding region: 456-1337 (293 amino acids)
Molecular function (GO): Hsp70 protein binding
Source: RefSeq, a predicted model, not a curated record